GCAUACGCUGCAUGUGACUGGUCACACGUUCAUCACUAGAGUGAAAUCAAAUUGACAAGUGGCGGCCAUUUUCUCAUGGCUUCCUCUCGAUUCUGCCUUGUAUUAAAUGAUUUCCUGUGUAACUGCGGAGUACACUCAGUACAGCCGCUGCCAUUUUAGAGAUACGUCGUGAAGUAACGGCGUGAGCAAGGUUGCCUUCCUCCUGCAAUCGAGCCACAGACCCAGUGAGCAGCAGACAUCCAAAUUCUGAGUCCCAGGACAAGACAUCGCUACUUAUCGCACCACAGCAAGUUCUAAGUUGCCUUCCUCCUGCAAUCGAGCCACAGACCCAGUGAGCAGCAGACAUCCAAAUUCUGAGUCCCAGGACAAGACAUCGCUACUUAUCACACCACAGCAAGUUCUAAGAGCGGGAGUAUAUAGAAGUACAUCUGAGUCUAUAGAAAAGCGUGGUGAUGAAGAAUAAGCGGUCCCUCACAUCACACGAUGGAUCCAGUAACAGAGAUACCCCAGAGAGAUGUCCCCGUCCUCUGUAUUCUCAGGACUGUACAGAGGAGAAUCGCAGGACCCCACAGGAGGAUCAGGGUGAUAACAUAACUGAUAUUAAGGGAGAAGUGAUGUAUGUGAUGGGUGAUCAGCAGUGUAAGGAGGAGGAAAUCCCUACAGAUAUCAGCACAGCAGAUGGAUGCGCCAGGAAUACCUCAGAGGGACAUCUCAUUUUGUCUCCAGAUUUAAAAAUUGAAGAUAAAAACGUUGUGCAAGAGGCUCCAAGAGAUAUUCCGAUUUCCCUAGAUAUACAUCCAGUAUGUCACAGUAAAGAUAUAUCAUCUGACCCCUCUAAUCAUGAGGAAUGUUCUGAUAAUUCCAAUAUUGCUACAAAUAGUACAGCUCAUACAGGUGACACAGUAUUUCCAUGUUCAAAAUGUGCUAAAUGUUUUAUACAUCAGUCAGCUCUUUUUAGACAUCAGAGAAGUCACAUAAAGGAAAAAUCAUUCUCAUGCUCUGAGUGUGGGAAAUAUUUUACGUUGAAAUCACAUCUUAUUUUACAUCAGAGAAGCCACACAGGUGAGAGGCCAUUUCCAUGUUCUGAAUGUGAAAAAUGCUUUACUAAGAAAUCAAAUCUUAUCAAACAUCAAAGACUUCACACAGGUGUGAAACCAUUUCCAUGCUCUGAAUGUGGGAAAUGGUUUACACUGAAAGCAAGUCUUGUAGAACAUCAGAGAAGUCACACAGGUGAGAAACCAUUUCCAUGUUCUGAGUGUGAGAAAUGUUUUGCACUGAAAUCUAAUCUCCUCAAACAUCAGAGAAUUCACACAGGUGUGAAACCAUUUCCAUGCUCUGAAUGUGGGAAAUGGUUUACACUGAAAGCACAUCUUGUAGAACAUCAGAGAAGUCACACAGGUGAGAAACCAUUUAAAUGUUCUGAAUGUGGGAAAUGUUUUACAUACAAAUCAUGUCUUGUUAUACAUCAGAGACUUCACAUAGGUGUGAAACCAUUUCCAUGCUCUGAGUGUGGGAAAUGGUUUACACUGAAAGCACAUCUUGCAGAACAUCAGAAACAUCACACAGGUGAGAAACCAUUUCCAUGCUCUGAGUGUGGGAAAUGUUUUACAUAUAAAUCACAUCUUGUUAGACAUCAGAGAAUUCACACAGGUGAGAAACCGUUUCCAUGCUCUGAGUGUGGGAAAUGUUUUACAUCUAAAUCACAUCUUGUUGAACAUCAGAAACAUCACACAGGUGAGAAACCAUUUCCAUGCUCAGAAUGUGGAAAAUGCUUUACUGUGAAAUCGAAUCUUAUCAAACAUCAAAGUAUUCACAUAGGUGCCAAACCAUUUCCAUGUUCUGAGUGUGAGAAAUGUUUUACACUGAAAUCUAAUCUCCUCAAACAUCAGAGAAUUCACACAGGUGAGAAACCAUUUCCAUGCUCUGAGUGUGGAAUAGGUUUCACAGAAAAGUGUUAUCUUGUUGGACAUCAGAGAAUUCACACAGGUGAGAAACCAUUUCCAUGCUCUGAGUGUGGAAAAGGUUUCACAGAAAAGUUUUAUCUUGUUGGACAUCAGAGAAUUCACACAGGUGAGAAGCCAUUUUCAUGCUCUGAGUGUGAGAAAUGUUUUGCACUGAAAUCUUAUCUCCUCAAACAUCAGAGAAUUCACACAGGUGAGAAACCAUUUCCAUGCUCUGAGUGUGGGAAAUGUUUUACUACAAAAUCACAACUUGUUGUACAUGAGAGAAUACACACAGGGAAGAAACCAUUCCUAUGUUCUGAGUGUGGGAAAUGUUUUACUACGAAAUCACAACUUGAUAUCCAUGUCAAAACACACAGAGGUGAGAAACCAUUUUCAUGUUCGGAGUGUGUGAAAAGUUUCACAAGUAAAGCGGAUUUAAUUAACCAUCAGAGAACUCACACAGGUGAGAAACCAUUUCCAUGUUCUGAGUGUGGGAAAUGUUUUGCAAAGAAAUCAUAUCUUGUUGUCCAUGAGAGAACACACACAGGUGAGAAAUCAUUUUCAUGUUCUGAGUGUGGUAAAUGUUUUACUGGCAGAUCAUCUUUUGUAAAUCACCAGAGAAUACACACAGGUGUGAAACCAUAUUCAUGUUCUGAGUGCGGGAAAUGUUUUACAGCUAAAUCAAUUCUUGUUGCACAUCAGAGAACUCACACAGGCGAGAAGCCGUUUAAAUGCCCUGAGUGCGGGAAAUGUUUUACACAGAAUUGCAGUCUUAUUGAGCAUCAGAGGACUCACUUAGCUAAGAAACCAUUUCUAUGUUCCGAUUGUGAUAAAGGUUUUACACGGAAAUCUCAUCUUGUUAGACAUCAGAUAGUUCACAAAUAGUGGCAAAGCAUUUACCAUGAUCUAAUAGACAUGAAGUGAGGUUGCAGUUAUUUUUUUUCCUCCAUGUUUUAUUAAUGUGAAUGAUAAAUAUAGAAGGUUUGUAUACAUUUACAAAAUGUUUACACCAAGGUAUAUUGAAAUCAUGUUAUGAAGUACAGUUUCAGUCACACAGUAAAUGUAUAUUAUCAUGCUAUACUACUUUUACCUUCCACAGACAUAGGUGGAAUGUGUGUAACAUUAGACAAGAACAUAUUGCUUGUGUGAAAUUUCUGUAUUCUAUUAGAUAUUACUACUCCACAGCAGCAACAGACUACAUUGUUAUUAUAGGGUCCUAGGCAAUAUAUAAAAUCCAGGCAAUGGGCUGGAGAUACUGUGUGGGAACUGUUACAUUGUGUUUUGUGUGCGCAUGUAUGGACUUCGGAGUUAUGAAGAAUGUUCAGAGGGUGGAAACUGCUAAAACAAAUAUAUGGACAUACAUAUUCAUCAAGCCACUCAUAAUUAUAUCCAUGCUUAUGUUACAUUUUCUGCAGUGUAAUUUAGGGCUGUGCAAAUUGCAGAAGGCCACACUUAUUGAAUGGCACUAAGCCUAGAGAGAAAAAGGCCUUCCCUUCCUCUCUAAACUAGGCAGGUGUGUGUCUGAUGCAGCAGCCAUUUUGUGUCACAUUUUAGCUAAAAGCAUGUUAAAUGAUGUAUUAAAUGUGUGUUGAGAUUAGUAUUUUUGUCUCUGCAGGUGUAAUUACAGGUUGAGUAUCCCUUAUCCAAAAUGCUUGGGACCAGAGGUAUUUUGAAUAUGGGAUUUUUCCUUAUUUUGGAAUAAUUGCAUACCAUAAUGAGAUAUAAUGGUGAUGGGACCUAAAUCUAAGCACAGAAUGCAUUUAUGUUGCAUAUACACCUUAUACACACAGCCUGAAGGUAAUUUUAGCCAAUAUUUUUUAUAACUUUGUGCAUUAAACAAAGUGUGUCUACAUUCACACAAUUCAUUUAUGUUUCAUAUACACCUUAUACACACAGCCUGAAGGUAAUUUAUUACAAUAUUUUUAAUAACUUUGUGUAUUAAACAAAGUUUGUGUACAUUGAGCCAUCAAAAAACAAAAGUUUCACUAUCUCACGCUCACUCAAAAAAGUCUGUAUUUUGGAAUAUUCCGUAUUUCGGAAUAUUUGGAUAUGGGAUACUCAACCUGUACCUGCGGAGAUAUGCAUACGUUAAAUUGCUAUAUAUGUUGUUUUAGCAAUAAGGCUUAUGGAUUUAAAAAGUAUAAUUUUCCCACAUACAGAGUGACUGAUGACAGCAGUUCAGAGUUCUCACAUGAACAAAUGAGCUAACUGCAUGUAACUGCAAUAAGCAGACAUGACGGGCAAACUGGUGACUAUGUUGGAUUCUUUGCAUUGGAACAAGAAAGAUAACGCAGAAAUAUAUCAAUGUUAUGUCUAAGGCAUAGAUGGCCAAUGAAAACUUAAUACGUCUGAAUAUUAAUUGGAUUUAUAAACAAAAUCAGGGUAUAAAUGUGAGCAGAGAAGAGGGGGGGGCAGUUGGAUAAGAGGAGAAAAUGCAGAAGGAGGGUCGGGGGUGCAGUUACGUAUUGAUGAAGGAAAAUCAAAUGUACAUCUGUAUUGCCUCAGAAAUUGUGCUUUUAAAACUUAUAGCUUUUAGCAUCUGUAACUAGCAUCUUAAUUUCCAUAAUAGAGUUAAAUUCUCCUGAAGAGAGGUUUUCUGUCAACCUUUGUUCUAUCAUCUAAGAGAGUUCGUAUCUGUCAGUAGAGACCCUUGUAUUUAGAUAACCAGAACCUAAUGACAUUUCUCUAUCGUCCUAGUGGAUGCUGGGGUUCCUGAAAGGACCAUGGGGAAUAGCGGCUCCGCAGGA
Pseudophryne corroboree (corroboree frog) is the source of this 4690-nucleotide messenger RNA. RefSeq names its product zinc finger protein 260-like. The record is from RefSeq and is a predicted model, not a curated record. The transcript is spliced from 7 exons. Lineage: Eukaryota; Metazoa; Chordata; Amphibia; Anura; Myobatrachidae. Bases 453 to 2828 code for a protein of 791 amino acids.